Molecule: messenger RNA, 3264 nt
Organism: Corylus avellana
Lineage: Eukaryota; Viridiplantae; Streptophyta; Magnoliopsida; Fagales; Betulaceae
Gene: UBP23
Product: ubiquitin-specific protease 23
Biological process (GO): protein deubiquitination
Cellular component (GO): cytosol; nucleus
Molecular function (GO): cysteine-type deubiquitinase activity
Source: RefSeq, a predicted model, not a curated record
CUCUUCCUCUUCCUCUUUCGCAGAAGCCGAAAAGCCUCUGCUUCUCAAACCCCCAAACCCCAAACCCCUGAACGUCACCGUUUCAGUGGUGACAAACGAUAAAACCAUAACGAAAUCCUACAAAGUUCAACCGCUCUUUGAAACACCAAUUUUGAGCUUCUAAUGACUGGGAGCUUAGUCGCUAGCUUGGGAUCCGACACCCAACCAGGCGGGCACUCGGAUCAUUUGGAUCCUCUAUCUAAUGGUUUUUCCUCCAUUGCUUCGCAAAGAAGAAUCGAGUUCCACCCGGCGAGGAAGGCCUUCAAGGGCUUCAGCAAUGGCGGCGGCGAUUUCCGGCUCGAGACUCUGAAUCCCGGCAGCGGUUCGGAGCAGCGGCGAUCCGGGUCGAGCCCAGGUUUGACUGGGAAGAAAGGGGAUGGGUCAGAAUUCUUGGAAAACGGGUUGGAUCCUGAGCUCAGCUUCGGGAUUACCGUGCGCAGAAUUGGUGCUGGUCUGCAAAAUCUCGGAAAUACUUGCUUUCUCAAUUCAGUGUUGCAGUGCCUAACAUACACAGAGCCUUUAGCAGCAUACCUGCAAAGUAGCAAGCACCAAAAUUCUUGCCAUAUUGCUGGAUUUUGUGUUUUAUGCGCCAUCCAGAAACAUGUUAGCUGUGCUCUACAAUCAACUGGGAGAAUAUUAGCACCUAACGAUUUUGUCAGGAACUUACAGUGCAUAUCUCGGAAUUUUAGAAAAGCUAGACAGGAGGAUGCACAUGAGUACAUGGUAAACUUGCUGGAAUCAAUGCAUAAAUGCUGCUUGCCUUCUGGAGUGCCUACCGAAUCUCCUGGUGCGUAUGAGAAAAGUUUGGUACACAAGAUUUUUGGAGGUCGCCUCAGGAGCCAGGUUAAAUGCUUGCAAUGUUCUUAUUGCUCCAAUACUUUCGAUCCAUUCUUAGAUUUAAGCCUUGAAAUAGUCAAGGCAGAUUCCUUGCAUAAAGCACUUGCGAACUUCACUGCUGCAGAGCAGUUAGAUGGAGGAGAAAGGCAAUACCAGUGCCAACAAUGCAAGCAGAAAGUUAGGGCUCUUAAACAGCUCACCGUUCACAAGGCACCAUAUGUCCUAGCUGUCCAUUUGAAGCGGUUUCAUUCUCAUGAUCCUGGGCAAAAGAUUAAGAAGAAAAUUCACUUUGGUACUACACUAGAUUUGAAACCCUUUGUCAGUGGUUCCUAUGAGGGAGAUCUGAAAUAUACCCUUUAUGGGGUUUUGGUUCACGAUGGUUGGAACACCCAUUAUGGCCAUUAUACUUGCUUUGUUCGCACUUCAAAUGGAUUUUGGUACUAUCUCAAUGACAAUCAGGUUUCCCCAGCCAAUGAGAAGAGAGUUUUAGAACAGCAAGCUUACAUGUUGUUUUAUGUUCGUGAUAGAAGAAAUAUUGUUCCAAGGAAAAUGCCCACUGAUGUUGCUCAGAAAGAGAACUUUAAAGCUACCGCUAAUGGAAACAGAACAUCUUCCACUUUCAACCAAGGUUUAAAGGAGACGGUUAAAAAUGGUCCUGUAGAGAAUCGGUUAAGUGGUGCAACCUCUGCUACUGAUGUUACUCGAAAAGAUGCAUCAAAUGUUGGUCCAUCAAUGGCACCCCUUAUGAAGGAAGCACCGGUUAAGAAAAAUAACAGCCUGAUAAUUACAGAAUGUUUGGUGGCAAAAAAGGAUUUUGUAUCAGAACCUUUCUCAAAGGUGCCAUUAUCAAACAACACGCAUGAAGGGCUUCCUGUUACUAAUACAAAAUCCAGAGAAGGCAUUUCACCAUCAGCUCCAUCUGGUAAUGGUGAUGCUCCCAAUCUUGAAAAUACACCUGAAGGCAAAAUUAGUGACAACAAUGAAAACAGAAGUUCAAAGAAUGACUUGAGAGUCUCAGUUGCAACAUCACCUAACUUCAAUGACCCCCAAAGCUCUUCUGCUUCUAAACUUGCGACAGAUGAGACCUCUCAGAAGAUUAAUCUUGUUUCACAUGUAGCUCCAUCAGACAGUCUGAAUGAUAAAACAUUAAAUGAAAUCAAACCAGUUGGACAUACACCCAAGGAAAUUGCUGUUGGUAAUUCACUGGUUGUGGAUGCUGGUGGUAGGGUUCAAAAAAUUGCUCUUGAUGAGUCGGUAAAAUUAUCUAGCUCAUCAAUCAUGCCAAAUGGAUUACAGACAGAAGCUCAUGCUUGCAAGCGCCACAAAAAACUGAAAAAGAGGGCUCUGAAGUGUCAGGUGGCAAGCAUGCCAAAAUACAAAUGGCUCCUUUUACAGGCAUCCUCAUUGCAGAAGAAGAAGAAACACAAAAGAAACAGAAGGCACAUUUUGGACGUAAAGAAUCUUAGCAGAGAACACUUGUUGGAUGGUGACUGCAUCUCAGCAGAUAUGGGGCCAUCUACAUCUGAGAGUAUCCGGACAAUGCCCUUAGAUUCAACUCCACCUCUGAGAAAAGGAACUAAAUCUGGUUCAAAAAAGAGAGCUAAAAAUGCUGCUGCAAAGGAUUUAGUAAACUCUAAUGGUGAUUGCUUGAUGGAUAAUAUGAUAGAUGGUGAAUUUAGACACAGAAUUGAUCAGAAUGGAACUGUGCUUGCAAGUGAUGAGCCAUUGGAAAAGAGCUCCGACUCUAUCUCUAGCUCUAGCUUGUUAGCAGACCAGUUGGUAGCAGGACGACCCAAUGGUCCAAAAGAUAGCAAAAGAGAAGUAGUCCAGAAUGGUUUGAUGAGUAUGCUUACCCGGGGUCUGGAGGAGACACAGGUUGCUCGUUGGGAUGGGAUAGACUUGCCUUCAUCUCAGAUUGCAGCAUCAAAUGAUGCGGAGCGUAGCAGCAUCGGUUACAUACCAGAUGAAUGGGAUGAAGAAUAUGACAGAGGAAAGAGGAAGAAGGUGAGGCUCCCUAAGGAAAGUUUUGGUGGACCAAAUCCUUUCCAAGAAAUUGCAAUGAAGAAAACUCAAUUUAAGAAGCCUAAGGUGGACCGAGCUAGCUCUGGAAAUCAACCAUUCAGGAUAUGAAGAAACUAGGCUCACAUGAAUGGAGUGUAUGCUUGACUUAUUGUUAUAUUGUUCAGCUGAAAUUUUGAGGGGGAGAGUGCUAGACUGAUCUUAUGUUUUUUGGAUUUUUUGCUCUGGAGGGAGAGUUGGGGGUUUCUGUAUUUGUUUUGUUCCUGUUGGAACUAAUGUUAGAAAACUGUAUUAGCUGAACAAGUAAUCUUAUGUUUGAGCGACGAUUAAGCUAUUUUCCUAAUACAAUAGAUGAAUAAUUUAACAUUA